AUGCUUAAGGAAAGAGAAAGCUCCGAGGGGUCGCCUGCUACCCCGGACGAGUGCGCGGGUUGUGGGGGCAGAAUACAGGACAGAUAUUACCUUCUUGCUGUGGACCGUCAAUGGCACGGUGCCUGUCUGCGAUGCUGCGAGUGCCGACUGCCGCUAGACAGCGAACUAACAUGCUUCUCCAGAGACGGAAACAUUUAUUGCAAAGACGAUUAUUACAGAUUAUUUUGCGUGAAGCGAUGCGCGAGAUGCGGUAACGGGAUUACCGCUAACGAGCUGGUAAUGAGAGCCCGAGACAUGGUGUUCCAUCUAACUUGCUUCACAUGCGUCGCCUGCGGGACCCUGCUGUCCAAGGGAGAUGUGUUCGGGAUGAGGAACAGCCUGGUGUACUGCAGACCACACUACGAUAGCGUCUGUAUGGAUGACUUCUGUGAGGAUGACGUCAAUAGUGUUUACAGGUGUCAAGAAUUGAACAGCGAAGGUGACUCUCCGAAUCAGUACUUUCCCGUAGGCGUUAACCAGAAGGGUCGGCCGAGAAAGAGGAAGAUAGCUCACGGUCCUCAUGAAGACAUGCAAGUACAGACGAUGAGAAUGGCCAGUACGGCGCUAGACAUUCUUCACCGGGCUGACCUAUCAUCGUCAAUGGAGUCCUUGGCUUACGAUUCUUCGGUUGCAUCACCGGGAAGUGUUUCAAGUCAUACACAGCGUACUAAACGUAUGCGCACCAGCUUUAAACAUCACCAACUUCGCACAAUGAAAUCGUAUUUCGCCAUUAACCAGAACCCAGAUGCGAAGGAUCUUAAACAAUUGGCUCAGAAGACUGGCUUAUCUAAGAGAGUUUUACAGGUUUGGUUUCAAAAUGCUCGAGCGAAAUGGCGUAGAAAUAUGAUGAGACAGGAGUCAAAUCAGCUUGGACUGAUGACUCCUAAUGGAAGCACGGGACAUUCUGUUAAUGGUGGUCUUGUCACAGGCGUACCUCCACCAAAUGUAGAUCCUGGUAUGAUCAUGUCUGAACCAUUGCAGCCCAUGCAAGACAUUAGGGUUCACACUCCUCAUCCAAUGAGCUUCGGAGAAAUGUACUGA
Molecule: messenger RNA, 1080 nt
Organism: Danaus chrysippus (African queen)
Lineage: Eukaryota; Metazoa; Arthropoda; Insecta; Lepidoptera; Nymphalidae
Source: the annotation of a GenBank genome assembly